Messenger RNA from Epinephelus lanceolatus (giant grouper), 8020 nucleotides. It is a transcript of the gene jcada, whose product is annotated as junctional cadherin 5 associated a. The record is from RefSeq and is a predicted model, not a curated record. Gene Ontology annotation, biological process: positive regulation of blood vessel endothelial cell proliferation involved in sprouting angiogenesis. NCBI's taxonomy places the organism in Eukaryota, Metazoa, Chordata, Actinopteri, Perciformes, Serranidae. Gene Ontology annotation, cellular component: adherens junction; ruffle membrane.
UACGCCCCUGCCUGUGUAUAUGCCACACACACACAGUCCAAGACCCAAGACAUAUAACUGGAGAAGUGUGGAGGUGAUGGUCAUCAUACACACAUUAUUAGACUAUUUGCAAGUGAUCAACCGUCAUAAGUGGACAUCAAUCAUCCUGAUUGCAGCCACAGUGAUUACAGAAUGUAGAUUAUAUAAUAAUUGAAUCCCUGAUGGACAGACAGACAGACUGCAUGAGUUUGAUUACUUUGUCUCGAAACACUGAGAGUGAAGUGACCUUAUCGCUGAGCAGCAUCCAGCUGCCUCCCCGCUGGAGAAGAGGGAUGUUUCCUCAGUGCUGCGCUGCUGUGGUGUAGAGGGGCUGUUCCCUCAGCAGAUCCCAGCUCAGUCCGUCCAGAGCAGCGGCGGGGAUGAGCGCUGGGGACUAGGCGGCAACGCAACGACGCAUUUCACAGCCUCCUGCACGCACCGCCUCACAACCUCGCAUGCAUCUGCUGUCAGAGCAGCCAUCCUGCUGUCAGUUGGCACAAAUGGUGAUGGCCUCAGCUGCGCAGCUGUGCCGGUGAUCCUGCCGCUGCAUGUAGGGAAGAAGCAGAGACGCCUUGACAACCGAUCUACCUUCCUCUCUCUCUCUCAAGAAAAAAAAAAAAAAGGCAGAGAGAGGAAAAAAAGAAAACACACCAGCAUAAACAAAUGCGACCAUGUACAGCGUGGAGGACCUCCUCAUCUCUCAUGGAUACAAACUGCCCAAGCAUACCACCUCCUCCUCCACCCCUACCCCAGCCCCCGCGUCCUCGUCCCGCCAGCCUCCCUCGUCCUCACCGCCGUCCUACAGCAAACACCAUGAAAUCCUGGAGAACAGGCCCGGUCCCCGGACGUUGAAUGGCUAUGAAAGAGGGCCUGGGAUGCCCUAUGGGAAUGGUGGCGGCGCCAGGCAGCCCCAAGCGUAUGGCAGCGGCUGUCCCAACAACAACAAUGAAACAAGGGACAGGAGCUUGUCCAGGCGGGAGGGCGAGAGCAGGAGCCAAAUUGACACACACUCCUUGGGAGAGUCGCUGACCUCAGACAGUGGGUUCUGUGAUGGCACCAGAGGUCCUCAGCCGCAGUCCAAGGAUGUAUCCUACUGGAGGAGGAGAGGCCAGGAUUUCACUGUGCUGCUGGACUAUGCUGACCUCAGAGAUUCCCAUGGAGGAGGGCAAGGGGGUUACAGCAGACCGGAGGGGCCUCAACAAGCAAGGGGCCAAGAGCUGUCUGCAGAGGAGCGUCAGAGGAUAGCUCAGGAGAGGCAGCGGUGGGCAGCCCAGGCCCAGGCUCAGGUGCAGGCCCAAGCCCAGGUCCAGGCUCAGGCCCGCUCUAGAGAGAGGGAAGCUGCUCUCCAUCAGUGGAGGAUGGCGAGUGAGAGGAAGUGCCAAAGCCUGGGGACAGAGGAGUGGCGUCCAGCAGUGAGCUUUGCCCGCCAGCUGUCACAGAGUGAGGGUGAGCGUUGGGCACAGGAGCAGCAGCGGCUUCAUGCCAGGACACCAGAGGGUAUGGUAGUCCAUCCCAGGACCAAAGCCAAAUCCCAGUCCCUGCCCAGGAUGCUGCAGCCUGAGAGCCUGCAAUAUGUGGACAUAGCCUCGUCCGGUCUGGAACUGUACAGGCGGGUCAAUGGCCACCCACUGGCACACCACGACUUUUACAGGGCACCCCGCUGGCCGGAGAAUGGCAGGCCAGCUAGCGCCAACCAACUCUCAAUGACACCAAAGCCCCGCUUCACCCGACCCCCCAGACCUCCCUCUUAUGAGAUGCACCAGCAGAUCAGGGGAAGCUGUGAGAUGCUGUCUGGGAGAGACUCUGUGAUUCCCCAGGCCAGGGACAGAACGCCACUUCCAAUAUCAAGGACAGGUGACCCCCAACUGGACUAUUUUGCACAGGACUCUGGACCUCCAGGAUACAUCCCUCCCCCGUCAUAUAAAAGAGUUCCUAUAAUGGGAGGGGUGCGCCGGGGAUAUGGUGAAAUUGCUGUAGACUACAGGUACAGAGGGGAUGUGUACCAGCAGAUACAAGUGGCUCCAGAUGGGACUCACUGGUUCACCAGACAUCCAGCUGGUUCCUGGCCUGAUCCACAGAGAGAAAGGAGCUUGUCCAGCCAGAAGCAGCUUUACCCGGUAUAUACUACCCAGGAGCGCCCCGGUGGAGGGAUCCAAUACAUCCCCUUUGAUGACCCCCGCAUCCGCCAUAUUUCCUCAGCCCUGGGUGGCAACUCCCUGACGGACGCUGACAAGAUCCGGCACAUCCGCAACGAGCUUCCCAGCGUCACCGUGUCGGAGCCUGCAUCCAACGACAGUGCCUUUUUGCCCCCGCCAUUGGGGCCUUUCAUCGCCGCCAAACUGGCCAAUGAUGCUAACCCGACGUCUUCUAGCGACUUCGACAAUGACAAUAACAGGUGGCACAGUGAUUUGCACAAAGAGGCUGUCGAUAACUUCCCAGCAACUGACCAAAACUGCAACAACAGAUAUCCCAAAAACCAACGUCCUCCUUCAUCUCCCUCUUCAGCCUUCCAGGCCCCAUUAACAAGAAGUUCUUCUCGCCAGGGGUCCAGCUCAGAUCAGGUCUUUGCAGAAACCAUCACCCAAGUGAAGAAAAUUGCCCCAGAUUCAGGACCAGAGAACACUAAGAGAAGAGUGAGUGAGACCAUCUUCUGCCUUGUGUCUGUCCCUGUUCACACACCGACUAACAUUAGCAAAGACUUAGCAGCAGAUCAGAACAACAAUGAGACGAUACCAAGCCUGACUGUCACCAAAACAGAAACUUUCGCUGUAGGCCUCAAAGAGAGCCCCAAUGUGCGGAGCAAGUCAGUGAAUGAGAUGCCCAUCAAACACCACUACUCUUACUUCCACACCAGCAGCACAUCCUCAAUGAGGAACUACAAGAGGGCUCCUUUGAGGAAGGAGAUAAUAGAUGCUUGGGCACUUCAAGCCAGUGAAGACAAAGAGUUGUGCUAUGCUGGGUCCUGGCCUGGAAACCAGUAUCGUAACCAGGAAACCCAGACUGGCUCACCUUUGACGGUGGUGAAAAGUCCAGAACCCCAAAGUCCUCCUGGAGGGCAAGAGCCUGUUCAGUCCAUCUCAGACACAACAACAGACAGUGGUUUGGGGACAGACAGUAACUCCUCUUAUGGUUACCCCAUGGCAGGCCAGAAAAAUCUUCAUCCGUCCAGCAACAGCGCCUUCUCCCGUCUCAGCCUCAGCCCAACACAACCGACAUCCCUUCAACCCUUACAACAAGAGCCACUCUCCCCAUCAAAGGUCCGGCAUCUGGGAGACCAGCAACCAUCCUCCCCAACAAAGGUCCGACAUCUGGGAGACCAGCAACCAUCCUCCCCAACAAAGGUCCGACAUCUGGGAGACCAGCAACCAUCCUCCCCAUCAAAGGUCCGGGAACUGGUAGACCAGCAACUAUCCUCCCCAAAGAAGAGCAACUCAAGUCCCCCAGAGAGUGCGGAGCAAGUGACCUUUGGUCAGUUUCUCUUAAAACCAGUGAACCGACGACCCUGCGAUGUCAUUGGUGAACUGGAAACAAUUAAUAAGGAAAUGGAAGACACAAUCAGCAAGAGACCCCAUGUGGUUCAGUGCUUUGAUGAUCUAGAUGGGGUGAAGAGAUAUGACCGGUUUAAAUCAGGAGCACAUUUCACUGCUGGUCCAGAACCAGGUAGGGAAGCAAUCAGUCUUCCGCCAAUGCACAUAGAAAAACCCAACUAUAUGAAAGUCAGAUCAAAGUCCUUUGCUUCUACUGCUGAUCUGGAAUCCAUGGACAUGAAGAGUGCUUUCUCAAGGCCACAGGCCAAUAACAUACCACCAACAAAUGAGUUAUCCAUACUGUCCAACCCAGGCCCCACAGACAGUUGUCUCCUGCCCUCACUACCCCCACACUAUGAGUCAAACCGUCUCUACAGACAGGACAUCCCAGUCCCUCAAGAAUCCUUGCUCAGGGAUGUGGGUUUAACUGUCUACACAGAGACUCCCGGUGGUCCUGGGGAGCCAAUGCAGCGCUCCCUCUCAGUCCCAUCUCCCCUCGAUCAUAAGGAGCUUAUUCAGUCAGUGGAGCUCCCGUGGGACAGCAGGACAGCACUUAAUAAAAAUAGUGGUAGCCCUGAGCACAAUUCAAAUAAAGAGCCUCAAGCUGAGGUAGAGACUGAGAGAAAGGCUAAAUCAGACAGUGUUCCACCAUUCAGGGGUGAGGUAAAUUUAAGCAUCUGUAGAAGCAGGAGUGAAAGCAGCAGAUCACCUCAGAAAGAGAGAUCACCAUGUAUCACCAGGCUGACCAGGGAGGUUUCUUUUGUGUUAAAGGAUGAUGAUGGUGAUGGACGAUACGCCAUCUCUGAGCCUCUGACCUAUAAGAAUGAGUCAACAAUGGCAGAUAGGCACCUGGAGAACUUACUGAUUCAGGAGAAAGCCAAUUCUUUACCUGCAGAGGACCUCAGCAACCUGUAUGAGGUCAAAUGUGCAAAAGGUAUCCCUGAAAAUGAGUCCAUCGAACAGAGGGCUGCCAGAAUCCUGGGGAUAGCUGUUCCAGUGGAGGCCUUGGGUGUAGCUGACAAACAGUCAGAGGACAACCAGGAUGAUAUGGAUACCACUGGAGCUGAGGGACUACAAAGUCAAAAUGAAGAGACACAGCAGGUGAUAGGAGAGUGUGAGCAAGUCAGAGAGGAGUCCUUGAUUGUUCAGGGAGCAGAGGCAGAGGAGCUUAAGGGGACAGAAUCAGGAGUGGACCAUGAAGAAGGAGACGGACAAAAGCACAGCAGCAACCACAGUGAUGGUGAAGACAAUGAGGAUACUGAGAUUCAGUCCCUGGUGGUACUGGACCUGCCCGAGUUCCCACCUCCUAAACUCCCCCUAUCCCUACCCAUCAGCCCUGAUGACAAGCUAGCACUGAGCAUGUGCAGUGUGGAGAGGAGGGGGCGAGGUGGAGCAUGCAAAUUAAUCGAAUCCCUGCAAGAUAAGCUAAACUCUUCCACUUCUCCAUCAGCUACAUCUCUGGGCAGGUCAACCCCAGACAGAAUGGCCCGUAUGAAAGAGCUGGACUCAGUGUCUCGAAUCAGACGUCUCAGUCUCAAAGGUUCAGAGUCUGGAGGGGAAUCUGAGGAGCAGAAUGGUGACAGAGAGGAGAGUGAAGUUCAGGAAGUGACACGGGAGGAAGUUGUGGAGCAACAAGAAAAGGAAGAGGAUAAGAAACUGGAGGAAGAGGGAGAUGAACAUGCACAUGAGACACAUGAUAAGUUGGAAGAACCUGAAGAAGAUUGUAAACCUAAAGAAGAAGCCAAUGAAGAGAUAUGUGAAGAAGAGCAAAGACAAGAGGAGGAGACAGAACAGAUGAAUGUUGAGAUUGCACUAAAAGAAGAAAAUGAAGGGAGUAAAGAGGCAGAUGUUGAAUUAAAAACAGAGGAGACAGAUGGAGAAGUGGAGCUAAAAAAUGCGGAGGAUGACAAAGACAAGUCUUUGGAGAAGGCGAGAGACAGACAGAAUACAGCCGAGGUCAGCAGAGCUGAGACGACACAACAAGCCAAGGGAGGAAAGUUGCCCAAACCAAAGCAGCGCACCAGGCUGCAGAAGCCUCCUCUGCUUCCUAAACCUCGCAGUGUUCCCAAGAGAGAAAUAACGCUUCCUGUCAGCUUCAGCACUGGGACCUGUGGCCCCUCGAAUAUGGAGGAUGAGGAGAUGCUGUCUGUCUCAGACUCCUACGACCCCAGUCGAGUGGAGAGAGUGUAACCCCUGACACUGCCUUCGCCACUGUGGAAAUCUGUCUUUCUCAAGUUAACAGCUUUUUCCAACAACAAAAGCUUUCAUCUCACCUCACGGCCUAGUCAGCCAUGACCCCUCCAAUAUUGUUACGAAUUACUUCUCACAGAACUGACUGUCCUGGUGCUGCGAGAGCAUUUUUACAGCCAAAUAAAGGCGCCGCCGGUGCCAAUUCUCCAGGCCUUUUCAACCUCGACGUCCUCGUCCUUCCAUUCUCUCCACCUCUCUCCGAAAGUUUAUUUGCUCAAGCAAGCGGACUUCCUCCUUUUGAAGUCGUCUUAUUUUGCUUUUGGAAAAAUGCAUGUCAUUAUUCCCUGUCUGCACUCGGGCUCCUUCUCGAGCCCGGGUGUUGAAAUAUGAAUGUAAAAGUGCUUCUGCUCAACAAACAUAAGAAAUGUAACAGAAAAAACAACAACAAGAAGGCAACAGUAUUGCAUUACAAUCAGUAUUAACCUACACCAAAUGUAAAUAAGAAAGAGUUAUAAGAUUUUAUUAAGAAUAUAAAAAAGUAAAUUUAAGUCAUUUAAUUGCUGAAGAAAUGUAUAUUUUCUUAUCUAUGUUAAGAAAAGACUAGAUUUUUUGGAAGUGUAGUCUUUGGGUGUAUUACUAAUAAUGAAACCCCCUGUUCUUUAUUCUUAUACUUGUGUGAUAGAGAAUGUACUCAGAGAGCCUGGAUUGCAAUGAGAAACACUGUGGUCCUUGAAUAGUUUCACUAAGAGCAAUAUAGUCGUUGUAUACGGGACAUUUGUGACAUGAUUUAAGUAGUUUAACUCUCCAUUUCAAGGAGCUCAUCUCAUUUAAGCAUCUGCUUUAAAGCUCUACCUUUUGGUACAGGUGUUAGGUUUGCACUGCUGAGAUUAUUGGCUUUAUGUUACCAGCGAGCACCUGAUAAUCUCCUCAAAUACUCAGAGAUUACACUAGGAGGGAUUCACGUCUGCAUCCUCCCCGUUCUCCGACGCUGCCAGUCUCAGCAUCAGCGAACGCAACAUGUAUCAGAGAUAACGUCUGAUUUAAGUGUUAUUUCUGUUCAUCCUCACACUGUUGAAGAUCUAUUUUGUGGCAUUAACAGAAGUCUUUAUUUAACCGUGGAGUUUUCCUUUGUUCACAUCUCCGUUUGUGUGAUUUCAGAAGUGCUUUUUUUGCAGGAAACGAUAGAUGUAGCUAUACUGAUCGCAGUGUGCCUUGUACACACUGUUUCUGUGGAGAACUUGAUUUGUGUGUCACACAUCCAGUAUUGUCGGUUUACAAAUCCUAAUUUUAACUGGACACCAGUGAUUCUUUUUAUUUUAAUGAAAACAUUUGGAGUUGUUUUGGCAAUAAUAAUAAUAUUCAGCUGAAGAAGCUUAAUAUUGAUGCUGUACAGAACAUUGUUGUUGGAAUACUAAUCACAGUAUCUGAACAUGUUCAAUAAUUUAAUGUUGACAUAUCAGUGCUUUUGUGUGUCGUGGGCAUAACUGGCAACUGGUUUACACUCACUUCACAUAUGGGGUAGCAAUACGAAAAAAAUUCAAAACAUACCAAACCAAACUUUGUGCUAUGCAUUGGACAUCUACAUUUACUGGGUUUAAUACCAAAAUUCAAAGCUAAAACUGCAACUUUUGGUUUGCUUGUUUGACCCUGUCACUCUUUGAUCCAGUGUUAGAUGUUGAACCUGUCGGAUCUGGUUGUAGACUUGCGUAGAAGCGGCUCUGACUGGAGUUCACCAGUGGAAGCUCAGUGCCAGGUUUUGUCUUUGUCCUGUUAACCAACCCAGUACCCGUACCUCUGUGUUCCAGGUAAUGUGUUAUCUGGUCAUUCUCGUAGGUCUUUUUGUACUGCAAGUUCUUUGUAACAUGAUAUAGACUAUUGGUGCACAUCUUGCUUUGAUAUUUUCUAUUUUCAUACAGGAGUAUGUACAGCUUCUUUUGUAUGCGCGACAUCUUUUUUUUUCUCCUCUUUUUUUUUGUGCAUGAAAUGCGUCAGAAGUCACAGAGAGAAGGUGUAUUUGCAUAUAAUUGCAUUUGGUACUAUAUAGUCUAUCCAAUAAACAACUGUUAUAUUUCAUAUAAUGUAUAUUUUAUUUUCAAAAAGUUAUGCUACAUAUUUAAAAACAGAACAAGGUAUUUUUAGAUUAUUGUGAAAAGGGAACUGUUUUUGAAGGCACAAUAUUUGUCUAUAUUUGAAAUGAUCAUUGAGAAUGAUCAGAAAUAGAGACAAGUGUGUGCUGUUGUAGAGUACUGCAGACUAUUCAUAAAUAAAAGUCUUUGCAUGAAACA